Messenger RNA from Gymnodraco acuticeps, 1452 nucleotides. RefSeq names its product RNA pseudouridine synthase domain containing 1 (gene rpusd1). The record is from RefSeq and is a predicted model, not a curated record. Gene Ontology annotation, biological process: pseudouridine synthesis. Lineage: Eukaryota; Metazoa; Chordata; Actinopteri; Perciformes; Bathydraconidae. Bases 169 to 1098 code for a protein of 309 amino acids. The transcript is spliced from 6 exons. Gene Ontology annotation, molecular function: pseudouridine synthase activity; RNA binding.
GAAGAAGAAGUAGAGGCUGACCAUCCUUCUCCACUGCACCACUCGUGGUUUUGUUUAUAAGUAUGCUCCCUCAUAGAUUAAAUCUUAUGUUGUAAAAACAUACCAGAUAUUCAUCUCUGUCUGUUCAACGAGGGCUGUCUGAGUGGUGUCAGUUAAACGCUGCACACGAUGACCACAGAGCCUGCCAGCCUGGAGAGCCUGGGGGUGCUGUUCCAGAGCGAUGACUUCAUCGUGGUGGACAAGCACUGGGACAUCCGCAUCGACAGCAAGAUGUGGUACGAGAAACACACCGUGCAGGCGCAGCUGCGGCACCGCUUCCCUCAGCUGGCAGACCCCAGCACCUACUAUGGAUUCAGGUUCUGUCAUCAGUUGGAUUUCUCCACAAGUGGGGCUCUUUGUGUGGCGCUCAAUAAAGCGGCUGCCGGCCGGGCUUACCGCUGCUUCAAGGACCGAACCGUCACCAAGGCCUACCUCGCCCUUGUACGUGGAUUGGUGGAAAAAGAGACACAAACUCUGGAAUUCUCCAUUGGCAAGAAUUCUUCAGAGGGAAAAACCCACAUGAUGUGUAUCGAGGGAACAGAAGGUUGUGAGAACCCGAAGCCUUGCCAAACUGAGCUGACGGUGUUGGAGUACGGGUUAUAUGAUGGAGACCCCGUCACAAAGGUCCUGCUGCAGCCGCUCACUGGCCGAACCCACCAGUUGAGGGUCCACUGCAGCGCUAUAGGUCACCCUAUUAUCGGGGAUUUCACCUACAGCUAUGGAGCAGACGACGCCCCGUACCGCAUGAUGCUGCACGCCCACUUCCUGCACAUUCCCCUAGAACCUGAUCCCCUGCUCGUCUCGGGUGAAGACCCCUUUCUCCCCACACUGGAUCCAAAAUGGCUCCCGCAGCGCUCUUUACGGACACUGACGACCACUGUGGAGGCGCUGCUGGAGCGGAGAUUACAGGAGGACAGGAAGAUCAAAGAGGAGAAGAGAGAGAGGGCGAGAAAGGAGGAGGAGAGAAGAAAAGGACGCAAGGAACAAAGGACUAAGGAGGAGAUUGAGGAGCAGACGAGGCAGUGUCAGGAGUGGCUGAGCGAAUGGGCUGGAGACUGAUGUGUUAUUUAUUAUUUAUUUGUAUUGUUUACCAAUGAAGGCCACGUUCAGCAUGCAAGCUCCAUCUCACUGCUUUCAGUGCUAAGGUUAGACUGAGCCGGGGCAUCGUAGCUGAGAAAAAGUGCCUUCCUCAAGUUCCUGUUGCUAAGUGAGGGAUGGGGUUGCUGCCAUAUCUUUUUCAUAUACAGGAAAAAGAGUAUGACUGUAAUACAUUGCUGAUAUCUUCUCUGGGCUAUGUAUGAAAUCGUUUUUUGCCCCAGUCCCAGUGUUGGUAAGUGCCUGUGUUGUCACCCACCCUGCAUGGCUGUAACAUCCAUUGAAUCCCAAGUAAAACUGUAUGAUCCAUGACUGCGA